Messenger RNA from Glycine soja, 973 nucleotides. Its product is annotated as gibberellin-regulated protein 14-like. Lineage: Eukaryota; Viridiplantae; Streptophyta; Magnoliopsida; Fabales; Fabaceae. The record is from RefSeq and is a predicted model, not a curated record. Bases 113 to 688 code for a protein of 191 amino acids. The transcript has 4 exons.
UCUAUAUAAUACAACAACUAGUUGUUACUUGGAACUAACACACACUGAAGAAUAGCAGCAAGUAGUAGCUCUUGACCCUUCUUUCCACCUUUUCUGGUCCCUCCCUCCAGAAAUGGCUUCUAAUUCCAUUCUUCUUCUUUGUAUCUUUCUUGUGGUUGCCACUAAGGUUUUUUCCUAUGAUGAAGAUCUUAAGACAGUGGUUCCUGCACCUGCUCCACCAGUGAAGGCACCAACUCUUGCCCCUCCAGUGAAAUCACCAUCUUACCCUCCAGGGCCAGUGACCACACCAACAGUUCCAACACCCACUGUUAAGGUACCCCCUCCCCCUCAGUCUCCAGUAGUUAAGCCACCAACACCAACAGUUCCACCACCCACUGUUAAGGUACCCCCUCCCCCUCAGUCUCCAGUAGUAAAGCCACCAACUCCAACACCAACUUCCCCAGUGGUGUACCCUCCUCCUGUUGCUCCAUCUCCACCAGCUCCUGUAGUGAAAUCAAACAAGGAUUGCAUUCCACUAUGUGAUUAUAGGUGCUCAUUACACUCAAGGAAGAAAUUGUGCAUGAGAGCAUGCAUAACCUGUUGUGACCGAUGCAAAUGUGUCCCUCCUGGAACUUAUGGUAACAGGGAAAAGUGUGGCAAGUGCUACACUGACAUGCUGACUCACGGCAACAAAUUCAAGUGCCCAUAGAAGAAGCCUAAUAUCUAGUAACUUACCUAAGCUUUUUUGUUAAUCAAGUUUGAAUCAUGAGUAAUGUGGUUUGAGUUGCUAGUGUAUUUAAUAACCGAGAGUGAUAAUCAUAAUUGUACAAGCUAUCGUGUUAAUCAAAAUAGUCAACACUGUUUGUGUUGUCUAUAGGAUCCAUUUGUGGUCCAUGAAGAAGUUUAUAUUCAUAAUGAUUAAUAUAAGGAUGUAUUGCUGUACGAAAUUCAGAACUAUAAUUAAAUAUGAAUAUGACCUUGCUAAAUUUGAUUC